CCGUUGGUACGCCCAUGCGUGUCGGCAUCGCUACUAGCGACUUAUCGACUUGUGCUGCAAACUCUCAAGAUGAGCUUCCAGUUCUAAGUCGCGGGGUUUUCGGCUCUCAUGUGCCGUCAAAAUAUCAUUAAAAGUUCUGCGUUCGAACUGCGAUGACCAGAAGCUUGAAGUGUUCAGGAAAUUAUAUAUAUUUUCUUCCAUUAAAGUAUUUGAAUGAACGCCCAUUAAUCUAGCUUCUUAACUUUUCUGCUCAUUACUGAAACAUCUCUUUUUAUACUAUUAACAGAUAGCAUCAAGUAUGUGCAUCGAAAAAUGGUCAAGUGCUGGAGUGACGACACCAAGGUGUGGCCGACCAUGCGCGGACAGAAUAUAAUUUGCUACUUUCUCGAGACAAAGGCCUGUGACUGAAGGAGGCGAAGGCUUACAAAAGCCUAGACUCUUUUUAACUAUGUGCUAAGUGGGAGGGUAGGGGAAGUGCUCGUUCACAUCCCCACACCAGAUCUGACAUACCUAAAAGGUGAAGUGAGGCCCUCUCAGGCGGUCAACAAGAAACCACGUAUUGCGUGGUGUUGUGCCAGACCAUCUGGCGAGGUGCUGACUGCAGGGUGCACCUGCAUGACUGGCCAAGCACGCGUUUGCAGCCAUGCAGGUGCCAUCAUGUGGAAGGUGGAAAUGGCGGUGCAGCUGGGGCUCACAGGCCUAUCGUGUACGGACACUGGUGCCUCGUGGAACAAGGGAACUAAGAGGAAUGUUGAGCAAGCCGCAAUGACCGACAUCAACUUCAAGCUGGAAACAGGCACCAUGCAAAAGAACAAGGACGUCUUGCCACCGAAGAGAAGCCCAACGCCCCAACUGACGUCUGACGAGCAGCUCUCGGAUUUCUACAGCAAGUCUCCUUGCCCUCAUCUUAUGAGUAUUUCAGGCACUCUUCUCCACAAAACACUGAGAACAGAUCGUCCUGUGCAGCCUGUCCCUGCUCGCCUACCUGCUCUUUGA
This is a messenger RNA of Ixodes scapularis (black-legged tick), 996 nucleotides long. RefSeq lists its product as uncharacterized. The transcript has 2 exons. The record is from RefSeq and is a predicted model, not a curated record. Bases 616 to 996 code for a protein of 126 amino acids. NCBI's taxonomy places the organism in Eukaryota, Metazoa, Arthropoda, Arachnida, Ixodida, Ixodidae.